Molecule: messenger RNA, 621 nt
Organism: Ylistrum balloti
Lineage: Eukaryota; Metazoa; Mollusca; Bivalvia; Pectinida; Pectinidae
Product: zinc finger protein 862-like
Exons: 4
Coding region: 1-621 (206 amino acids)
Source: RefSeq, a predicted model, not a curated record
AUGGGUACGGAUGGUGCGUCAGUUAUGUUGGGGAAGAAAAGUGGUGUAGUGGUCAGGAUGGCGGAGGAAACAGAACGACCAUAUUUGAAAGCCAUACAUUGUUCUGCUCAUAGGUUAGAGUUGGCAUAUAAGGACUCCAUCAAAGACAUCCCAAUACAUCAAAAGUGUGAGCUUCUCCUGACCAACUUGUAUUUAUUUUACAAAUACAGCCCUUUAAACAGGAGCAAUUUGAAACUGGCUGUGUCAAUUGGGAAAAAAGCCUAUGUACCAUCACGCACAGGAGGGACCAGGUGGUUACCGCACACUAAACGUGCUUUGCAGAAUUUUAAAGCUGGAUCAGAAAGCAUUGUCCUUCAUCUUGAGCAGAUGCAACAAAAUCCAUCCAAGGAAGCUAGUGCCAAAGCCCGCAACUUCCUGAAAGUGAUAAAGGAAAAGCAAACAGACUACUGGAUGCAUCUCAUGAUGGAUGUAGUAAACACCCUCAGCUACCUUUCACAGGCCAUACAGGAAAGGGAGAGCACAACCGCGGAUAUAACCAUGGAAAUAGAAAGUGUCCUUUUAACACUGAAAAAGUACAAAACAAGGUACUUGAUCCUUGACAGUGUCUUGCUAUUCAAAUGA